Capsella rubella is the source of this 1320-nucleotide messenger RNA. RefSeq names its product perakine reductase. The record is from RefSeq and is a predicted model, not a curated record. The coding region runs from base 27 to 1208 and encodes 393 amino acids. The transcript has 9 exons. NCBI's taxonomy places the organism in Eukaryota, Viridiplantae, Streptophyta, Magnoliopsida, Brassicales, Brassicaceae.
AUAGAGAGACAGAGAGAGAAAAGGCUAUGCCGAUGACCGUACACUCCGUCAUCGCCACGAACCUAGCUCCGACAGUAUCAUCGAAUUCGUUUAACCGGAAUGUUUCUCGCCGUCGAAUCAACUUUAGCUCCGUGAAAUACUCGGUGGAGACGGCGGAAGCUAAUCGGUGGGUGAAGCUGAAGAACGGGAACGAUUCACUGGAGAUAUGCAGAGUUCUUAACGGCAUGUGGCAGACGAGUGGAGGAUGGGGUAAGAUUGAUCGAAACGACGCCGUUGAUGCUAUGCUUCGAUACAGCGAUGCUGGUCUCUCUACCUUCGACAUGGCUGACAUUUAUGGUCCUUCUGAAGAUCUUUAUGGCAUUUUUAUCAAUAGAGUUCGUCGAGAACGUCCACCGGAGUACUUGGAAAAGAUUAGAGGUUUGACAAAAUGGGUACCUCCUCCAGUGAAAAUGACUAGUAGUUUUGUUCGUGAGAACAUCGAAAAAUCGCGGAAGAGAAUGGAUGUGGCUUCUCUUGACAUGCUUCAGUUUCACUGGUGGGAUUAUGCGAAUGAUGGUUAUCUUGAUGCACUGAAACACCUCACUGACUUAAAAGAGGAAGGUAAAAUCAAGACAAUUGCUUUGACAAAUUUUGAUACAGAGAGACUUCAGAAAAUCUUAGAGAAUGGAAUCCCUGUUGUCAGCAAUCAGGUGCAACACUCCAUUGUAGACAUGCGUCCUCAACAAAGAAUGGCUCAGCUUUGCGAACUUACAGGCGUCAAGCUUAUAACUUAUGGGACAGUAAUGGGUGGUCUCCUGUCAGAAAAGUUUCUUGGUACAAAUCUAACAAUCCCUUUUGCUGGCCCUCGCUUAGAUACUCCUUCUCUUCAAAAGUACAAAAGGAUUUUGAGGGUUAAACUACAGAUGAUUGAUGCACGGGGAGGGUGGAAUCUAUUUCAAGGUUUACUUCGAACGAUGAAGACAGUAGCCACAAAACAUGGAGUCUCUAUUCCGACAGUUGCUGUGAGAUAUGUACUAGAUCAGCAAGGAGUAGCUGGAUCAAUGAUUGGGGUGAGACUCGGGUUAGCGGAACACAUACAAGAUGCAAAUGCUAUAUUCUCAUUGGUAUUGGAUGAAGAAGAUGUUAAUAGCAUACAAGAGGUUACCAAAAAAGGUAAAGAUCUUCUCCAAGUGAUUGGUGACUGUGGAGACGAAUACAGACGUAUAUGAAUGCACAUGGUAGUAUGUAAUUUAUACAGUAUCAACUCAUGUAAUUAUACUUUUAUGUGUAGAGAAUCCUUUUUACACUAAAAGACUUCUCUGGCUUUAUUUUUCUUGUCAA